AUACACUGCGCUUCAUCAUCAAGGCUGAAAUAAGGAGACUUGUCUGCACAAACUGUGACGCAGACGAAACCAAACGCGCUCUUUUAUCUACAUUUCUUUUGGAAGGAAUAGUUGACUUUUUUUUUUUAGAGAGAUUGUUGCACUUUUUUUUGCGUUGGUGUUGCACAGGUGUGCCUUUGGACCGUGCAUAAUUUGGGACAGUUUACUAUUGCCAGGAUGCGCGCCUGUCCUAUGCUAGCCUUCCUCUGUCUGCUGUGCGCCGGACGCGCUCAGAAGUUCUCCGCUCUUACGUUCCUGCGGGUGGAUCAGGAUAAGGAGUGCAACAUGGAAUGUAGUGGAGCUCCUCGCAAACCUCUGUGUGCCUCCGACGGCAGGACCUUCACAUCUCGCUGCGAGUUCCUUCGAGCCAAGUGCCGCGACCCCCAGCUUGAGGUCAUCCGAGGGCCAUGCAAAGAUACGUCCAGAUGCGUAGCAGAGAAGAAGUACACCGAACAGCAGGCCAAGAAGCUAUUCCCUCAGGUCUUUGUGCCUGUAUGCAACCCCGAUGGCACAUAUAGUGAGGUUCAAUGUCACAGCUACACUGGAUACUGUUGGUGUGUCACCCCCAAUGGCCGACCUAUCAGUGGCUCAGCAGUGGCCAAUAAAAAGCCUCGAUGCCAAGGAUCAAAACAAGAGAGAGCGACCACACGGGAGCCAGGAAAAGAUGAAACGGGCCUAGUGGUGGAUCCACAACCACCUACAGAUGAAGAAGACAUCAUUUCCCAGUACCCCACUCUGUGGACGGAGCAGGUCCGCAGCCGACAGAACAAUAGAACCAGAGCACCAUCCUCAUCCUGUGACCAAGAACAACAGUCUGCUCAAGAGGAAGCAAGGCAGCACAAGAACGAUGCUGUAUUUGUUCCCGACUGUGCCCAAGGUGGACUGUACAAGCCAGUCCAGUGCCACCCCUCCACCGGCUACUGCUGGUGUGUCCUGGUAGACACGGGACGACCUAUACCUGGCACCUCCACCAGGUAUGAGCAGCCAAAAUGUGACGGCAACGCCAGGGCCCACCCAACCAAACCAAAGGACCACUACAAAAGUCGGCAUCUUCAAGGCUGUCCUGGCGCAAAGAAAACAGAGUUCCUGACAAGUGUUCUUGACGCGCUGUCCACGGACAUGGUGCACGCUGUCACAGAUCCAGCAUCCGCCGGAAAAGUGGUGGAGCCCGACCCCAACCACACCCUCGAGGAAAGGGUGGUCCACUGGUAUUUUGGUCAGCUGGAUAAAAACUCCAGCGGCGACAUCGGGAAAAAGGAAAUCAAGCCAUUCAAACGCUUCCUGCGCAAGAAAUCUAAGCCCAAGAAGUGUGUGAAGAAGUUUGUGGAAUACUGCGAUAUCAGCAACGACAAAGCACUGUCCCUGCAGGAGCUCAUGGGCUGCUUGGGGGUGACCAAGGAAGAAGGGGCCAAAACAGGAGAAGGCUUAUCUUCCAGUAAACUUCAUCCAUCGAAGAAACAAGGCUAAAACAUCAGCUGAGACUCUGCCCUCACCAAUCGGCGAUAACAGAAACAAUAGUAUUUGCACUUUGUACUUUAAUAAAAAUGUAAAUUCACUUUGUAGAAAUAAGGUAUUUAAACAGACUGCUGAAUCUGUGAAUGUUGUAGUUAUUAGCUCCUUGUGUCCUGAUGAUUAAACACAUACAAUGUAUGUGUCCUUUUGAGUUGUAUAAGUUCUUCAUGUUUGAUAUUUCACAUUGUGCUUUUUUUCUCUGUGGACUCUUUUCCGCUUGUGUUGAUAACUCAAAAGGGGAACUGCACUUCAUUUGGAAUUUUGCCUUUCAUUCACAAUCCACGUAUGUUUUUUUUAGUGCAUUCCAACUCACUUCCAGCAAAAGUCCGCUAACAUAGGAGUCAACGGGAUUCGCUCUAUUCCGCCUAUAAAAGGCUCUAAAAACCAUUCAAACAACUCCAUCAUUGUUUUAUAUACAAGGUGUAAGUAUAUAUGUAAUGUAGGGUUGAACGGUAUACCGGUAUUAGUAUAGUACCACGAUACUAAUGAAUCAUUUUUGGUACUAUACGGUCUCUGAAACGUACCGGUCCCGCCGCCCCUGCCUCGCGCCCGCGUCGAAGUCACAUCGUGACAUUGCUGGUUUACGAGCAGUUGAGCAUGUUCGGCAGCACACAAUCACGGAGUACUUACAAGCAGACACAGUGUGUAGACAGAAUAGGGAGAACGGACGCGUUUUGGCUUAAAAACGAAUACUUUAGGACAUGGCUAGCGAGCUAGCGGCUAAAGUCCAGCCCCAGUCGGCAGUGUUUUAGCGACUUCUAAAUCACUAAUCCUCGCCUCCAUGGCAACAAAUAAAGUACAUUUCUUACAAGUAUCAUCCCUGCAGAACGAGGAAUAGCUAAAUAUGCUUCACUACACACCGUAGCUCACCGGCAUCAAAAUGUAAACAAACGCCAUUUAUGUAUCUACACCUAACAUCCACUGUAAUGAUAUCAUGUACAGGCACGUAUCUGGUCAAUACUACUAUGAUUACGUCGAUAUUUUUUGGCAUCACAACAUCUUCUUUCGUUUUUUAAAAUGUAUAUUAUGUUUAUAAACUCAGGAAAUAUGUCCCUGGACACAUGAGGACUGAAUACGACCAAUGUAUGAUCCUGUAACGACUUGGUAUCGGAUUGAUACCCAAAUUUGUGGUAUCAUCCAAAACUAAUGUAAAGUAUCAAACAACAGAAGAAUAAGAGAUUAUUACAUUUUAACAUAAGUGUAGACAGAACAUGUUAAAAGAGAAAGUAAGCAGAUAUUAACAGUAAACGAACAAGUAGAUUAAUAAUUGUCUACCACUUGUCCUUAAUAAUGUUGACAAAAUAAUAGAAUGAUAAACGAUACAAUAUGUUACUGCAUACGUCAGCAGACUAAUUGAUAGCCUUUUUUUGCUUGCUUACUACUAAAAGACAAAUUGUCUGGUAUGUUCACUAUUUUAUUUAAGGACUUAACUGCAAUAAGAAACAUAUGUUUAAUGUAUCCUAAGAUUUUUUGUUAAAAUAAAGCCAAUAAUGCAUUUUUUUUGUGGUCCCCUUUAUUUAGAAAAGUAUCGAAAUAAUUUUAGUACCAAAAUAUUGGUAUUGUUACAACACUAAUGUAAUGUAGUAACAGGCACAUUCGUAAUUACAUGUAAUAUUUACAUAUUUUUUUAAUCAUUUUAAUCAUAUACAUUUCACAGACGCAUCACAAUGUUCGUUUUUUUCCUUCAACAACAACACUACUACUUACGUCAGACUCGUGAGAAACAAUAAAGACUACUUUGGAACAAAUGAUGAUCCAGAACCUUAUAUUAUUAAGCCUAAAUAUAAGGAGGAGGAUUCAUAAGUUUUAGAAGCUGUUUGCUAAACAGAUCCGGAUUUAGUGAAACAGGCAUCACGUAGCGCUAUUGCUAAGUGCUAAACAAGAAAAACAAACUAUCAACAUGAUAAAACGAUCACCUACUGUACAACAUCUGCUUUCACUGGGAUCCCGGCUGAUAGGCUGUUCUUGUAUUCUCCUUUAGAUGAAGAAGUAAUCAUGAUCCACACGAAGGGUAAAAAAAAAAAAGAAAUACCGCAGAAGAACGUUUUUUCGUUUUAUUCUCUCCAUCGCUAGAUAAUAGUUGGAUGUCACAGAUGAACAACUUCUGGUUUUAUGACCACAUUUUUUUCGGCGAGAGGCAUGAUUUAUAAUCUACAAUGAACUUAGAGGCAAUCAUGAUGCAUCAGCUCAGUAUGUCAAUAUCUCAACACUGUAUCUGCACAAGCUAGCGACCGCUCUGUGAUCACAGCCCUGCUAAAAACAGUUUGCCUGCGUUAGCGCUUAUUAUAAUAAUAUCGCUAAUAUUUGGUUAAAAUCAGGUCACGAGAGUGAUUAAAAGGCAUAAUGGAUUACUCCCAUUAUCUGCAUUGCGAGCCACCUAGAACGAACCGAUUAUUACAAAUUAG
Messenger RNA from Nerophis lumbriciformis (worm pipefish), 3956 nucleotides. RefSeq names its product SPARC related modular calcium binding 2 (gene smoc2). Gene Ontology annotation, biological process: extracellular matrix organization. NCBI's taxonomy places the organism in Eukaryota, Metazoa, Chordata, Actinopteri, Syngnathiformes, Syngnathidae. The record is from RefSeq and is a predicted model, not a curated record. Gene Ontology annotation, molecular function: heparin binding; calcium ion binding; extracellular matrix binding. Gene Ontology annotation, cellular component: basement membrane.